Messenger RNA from Dreissena polymorpha, 1341 nucleotides. Its product is annotated as zinc finger protein 862-like. The transcript has a single exon. The coding region runs from base 1 to 1341 and encodes 446 amino acids. NCBI's taxonomy places the organism in Eukaryota, Metazoa, Mollusca, Bivalvia, Myida, Dreissenidae. Gene Ontology annotation, molecular function: protein dimerization activity. The record is from RefSeq and is a predicted model, not a curated record.
AUGAAUUUGGCCUUCCUGCAAGACAUCCAACUUCCCAACGGCACCGCUGACGUCAUCUACUCGUCCAUUAAAGACUACAUGAAGACCGCCAAAAUUGACCUUGGCAAGAUGACGUCGUUUGCCAGUGACGGACCUUCCGUGAUGGUUGGAAAUAAAAAUGGUGUAGUUGCACAAAUCCAAAGGGACAAUCCUCGGGUGAUACCAGUCCACUGUAUAAAUCAUCUUUUGCAACUGGCUGUGUCGAAGGCGUUUAGUAGUGUGACAGAAAUUGAUGCUAUUGAUGAGCUGCUAACAGCACUAUGGAAAUACUACCACUUCAGUACAGUCAAGUCAGGCAGCCUAGAUGCCAUCCAGGAUUUAAUAAGAGAACUAGGUUCCAGUGACACCAAGCAAAACUUGACCGUGAAAAAGGCUGUGCACACAAGAUGGCUUAGUCACGAAAAUGCUGUUCAAUCGAUCCGAAAACUUUACGAACCAAUAUGCAUGGAUCUAGAAAAUGCCAUAUCUAGUGGGCGGGACAAAAAGCUGGGUGAUCACUUUGGAGCUUCUGCGAGUGUUCUCCUGAAGCUAAUGAAAAAAUAUGACAAAUUGUACUACAUCCACCUUUUGUGUGACAUCUGCACAGUGUUGGCAAGACUGACGUUGCUGUUUGAAAGGGCCGAUGUAGACCUGUCGUCAGUCCAACCCCAACUGGAAUCUACAGUAGUGAACCUACAGCGCAUGAAGACACGAGCUGGGCCAUUCUUGUCCAAGGUGUCAUCAGUGGCCGAAAAACUAGGGAUUGAGGAAACUGAUCAUGACAGAGUACAAACUGCAAGGAACAAGUUUAUUGACACGUUACUGGAGCACCUUCAAGAGCGGCUGGAUCAUUCAGAGCUUAUCACGGCAAUGGCUGCACUAGACUUCAGCCAUGUGACACAAGAGCAAAUCGCCCUGCAUGGGGAGCAGGAAAUCAUCCAGCUUGCCGGCCACCUUCAACUGCCAGAGGAAGAACUGCUAGCAGAGUGGGCAGACCUGAAAGUCAAGUUCCAUGCAAACUCGGAGGCCAGGUCACCCAAACUCAUCUUGAAGCAGCUGAGCGACAAACAAGAAUUGGUAGGGGACCUGUUUCCGAACAUCAAAAAACUCCUGUGUGCAUAUGAAACUCUAAUUCUUUCCACUGCUGCUGUUGAAAGAUUGUUUUCUCAAGUGAAGCUCAUAGUCACUGAACACAGAAACCGACUUGAAGUAAUGACUACAAACAAAUUACUCAUCAUAAAGCUGAACACAAAAUCUCAUUGUGACAUUGACAUGAGGAAGGUCGUCAAGUUGUUCCUGAAAAAGAAGAGAAGGAUAAUGUAA